Molecule: messenger RNA, 2244 nt
Organism: Colletotrichum lupini
Lineage: Eukaryota; Fungi; Ascomycota; Sordariomycetes; Glomerellales; Glomerellaceae
Product: asparagine synthase
Exons: 7
Coding region: 1-2244 (747 amino acids)
Cellular component (GO): cytosol
Molecular function (GO): asparagine synthase (glutamine-hydrolyzing) activity
Source: RefSeq, a predicted model, not a curated record
AUGUCUGUUGUACAUAGUUCACUAAUAAGCAGCUUUAGUUACACUACUUACCUAGUUGCUGAUCUCUCUGUGCCACUCUUCUCAUUCCACUACUCCGCUUACUCCUGGUUCUUCCGCCAAAUAGCAUCAUGUGCGGCAUUACGGCAACUAUCAAGUUACGACGAAGCGGCACACUCCCUGGAUCAAAUGGGAAUGGCCAUAACAGCUCCCCAAGUCGCCAGGCUUUGCACAAUCAGGCCGGAUGCCGAGGGCAUCUGGAUGAGUGACGAUGGAACCAUUGGCCUCGGCCACCGUCGUCUUGCCAUCAAUGACCUAACGCCUGACGGUGUUCAACCUCUGCACAGCAAUGACGGGAAAAUCCAUGCCGUCGUCAAUGGAGAGAUAUAUGAUCAUGACGCCAUUCGAGAACGGUGCAUCCGGGAUCAUGAAUAUCAAUUCAAGGGCCAUUGCGAUAGUGAAGUGUUGAUUGCGUUGUAUAAGAUUUACGGAGCUCCUGGGUUCUUUGAACAUUUAAGAGGGGAAUUCUCAUUUGUCAUUUUUGAUGAGAGAGAUGGGCGGGUGAUUACUGCCCGCGAUCGCUUUGGCAUCAAGCCAAUGUACUGGACUAUUGUCGGUGACGGCUCACAGCAACAGCUUGUCUUGACAUCUGAGGUCAAAGGCUUUUUGCCCCUUGGCUGGGAGCCCGAGUGGAACGUCUCCGGUCUCAUCAGCGGACUUUCUCUCCAAGCUGAACAUACGAUUUACAAAGAUGUUUGGAAAUUGAAGCCAGGUUCGUGGAUGGAGAUCGCUGAAAGUGGUGAGAUCAAGCACCAUCAAUAUUGGGAUCCUGAAUACAAGAAUAAGCAUGAGGUCGAAACGCGUCAAUUAGAUAAAAUCAUUCUGGAAGUCAGAGAGAGGAUCGUAGAAGCUGUAAGACUUCGGCUGCGUGCCGAUGUACCAGUAGGUAUCUACCUAUCAGGUGGCAUUGAUUCCUCUGUCGUUGCUGGAAUCGUAACAAAACUUGUUCGUGAGGAGGGUGUAAUGCUUGGCAACCAAGACGCCACGAAACGAAUUUCCUGUUUUAGCAUCCAGUUCCCUGAGGACUCUGGUUUCAACGAGGCUGACAUCGCACAGCGGACAGCAGACUGGCUUGGUGUUCAAAUCCUCAAAAAAGACAUGAACGAGGAAGAGCUUGCAAAGAACUUCGUGGAAUGUGUCUACCACACUGAGCACCAUCAUUUCGAUCUCAACUUCGUGGGCAAAUUCUGUCUUUCCACACUACCCCGGCAAUUUGGCGUGCCGGUUGUUCUCACGGGUGAAGGCGCUGAUGAACACUUCGCCGGGUACCCAUUCCUGAUGCCGGAUUUUCUCCUGGAGCCGGAUUACGCGUGGCCAGACUCAGCUUUGGCAAGAAAUGACCAGGCGAGAGAGGCCAUGCAAAAGGAAAUGGCAGACGACCUCAAGAAUAUGUUCACCAGAGUCGGCAUGUUCAAUCACGAAUGGGAAACGACGGCUCCAGUAUCCCGACAUCUUGGCAUUGGAAACAACGCUCUGAAGUGGCAGCCCCACUCGGGCAUGUUCGCCCCUUGGGUCCAGGACUCCUACGGGCGGAAGGAUAUGAGGAUCAGUGUAGCUGAGACCAUGUCCGCUGAAGUGCGCAAAAACAUGGACGAAAAGUGGCAUACGCUGCACUCCUCACUUUAUUACUACACUCGCGGUGCCCUUCCCAAUAUGAUCCUCACCUGCUUGGGUGAUCGUACCGAAAUGGCACACAGCAUCGAAGCCCGGCCGCCAUUCCUCGACCAUCACUUGGUUGAAUACGUCAACGGCCUUCCUCCCAGCCUGAAGAUUGCGUACAAUCAGCCAGAGGGCGACACAGACGGGACAGGAUCAAGUUUAUGGUGGAAGAAUCUCAGUGCUGCUCGCCAGGCCUUAAGCGAAAAGUGGAUUCUGAAGGAAGCUGGUAAGCCUUUCAUCACUCAGGAGCUAUAUGAUCGUCGGAAACACCCAUAUUCAGCACCUGUCAAGUGGCCUCGGGAAGGACCUAUACACCAGCUCUUUAGAAAGCUAAUCACGGAGGACUCGGUGAACAAUCUGGGAUUCCUGGAAUGGGAGGAUGUCAAAAGUUGGCUUGAGCAUGGGUUUGGGAAUGAUUCUGACCCCAACGCCUUCAGAAAGUUGGUCAUUACUGGAUCAUGGGUUGUCCUGAGCCAGAGGUUUGGCGUCAAAAAAGCUACUCGAGGUACCGAGCCAAGCUGCACGUAA